Numida meleagris (helmeted guineafowl) is the source of this 3537-nucleotide messenger RNA. RefSeq lists its product as uncharacterized. The coding region runs from base 1 to 645 and encodes 214 amino acids. The record is from RefSeq and is a predicted model, not a curated record. The transcript is spliced from 2 exons. Lineage: Eukaryota; Metazoa; Chordata; Aves; Galliformes; Numididae.
AUGGCGAGCUCGGGAGCCUCCCCCCGGCGCCGCGCUGCGGCCGGGCCCUCGGUGCGCGGCGAGCCCCUCCGAGCGCAGAGUCCGCGGCGCGCUAGAGGAAGGGUGGCGGGGGAGGGGUCAGACCCGCCUCACGGCCAGCCGGGCUCCGGCGCAGCCCCUCGCCAUUUUUGUUUCCCGCGGAGGAGAAGCUGGUGCAUUGUGGGAGUACAAAGAGCCGCGGCCCCGCCCCGGCGGGCCCCGCCUGCGCCGACAGGCAGCUCCGCGGCCUGGGGGCGGGGGGAUGGUGCCGCGGCGGAAGGACACAGGUGGCAUCGACCCUUCUCCGUCGGUGAACAAAGAGGGACUAUUUUGGGAUCGCGUUCCGAGCGGUAUCCCUGCCCGCAGCCGGGCCUCGUUGCGGCGGUGCCGGGGCUCGCGCUGCUUCGGCCGCCUAUUGUUCCCCAGCCGCUGAGGGCGGCGGUUCGGGCCGGGUGGUGCGGACCUCGGGUUCCCUCGCCGCGGUGUUCGGGAAUUCCAGUGAGCAGCUCUCCCCUCGUCCCUAAGUCAGAGCUGCACGACAGGGAAGGCCCAUGCGUCCAAGCAGCAGUUGGGCACCGCUGGUGCCGAAGGCAGAGGUCAGAAGAAAAUAAACGGCACUCAGUGUGAGAAGAGCCUGCUUGCAAAGAUGUAGUUUGUAAUCACAACAGACGUGUCAGACGCAGUGCUUAGCAGAAGUUAAACAGUCAGCUUCCUAGGCAGCAACAACAGCUGCCAUCACGCAUGGCCAACUCACACCGUUCUGGGGGGGCUGAAGCAGCCUCAUCCUGCUGCAGCUCUGAAAUGAUUCCAAUAAAAACUUCUCAAAGCUGAAUCCCUCCUUGCUAAUUUACACUGUUUCGGCAGCAGCAUCACCAUCGCACGCGCAAGUUCCUGACCAAACAUGCACAUGCCAGCUCUACCCUUUCUCUGUAGAAUAGUUCCCAAAACCAACAUGCUUAACUCCCACAUAGCUGCAGAGCUGCGUGGCCCCAUCCCACCAUAAAGCAGCUCUUGCUGCAAAGCCAGGAGUUGCUGCUGCCGUAGCAUUAUCUUUAUCUGAGAGCGGCACUAAAAGAAACCAGGAAUUCCUGUAUUACAGAAGAAUAAUUAGGGUCUGAUUAGUGUGCUGUUACAGGAAUUGUGCUAGCAAGACCAGAAUAUUGCUCCCAAAGCCUGUUACCACUAGUUUUCUCACUGCACACAGCAGAAUGCAUCAAUAUUUUCCCACAACCUAGAUUCUACAAAAUAAUUUUCUCCCAUUAUAUCCAAGGAGUACCAUGUGAGCUCAUAGCCCAACCCCAAAUGAAGCCAUUUAAAACUCUCCAUCUUUCCUUUAAGGUCAGCUCCAAGCCAUACACCUCACACAUACACAUCACCACCACCUCCUGCUGCAGUUCAGUAACUCAUAUUAGAACAUCCUUUUCUAACCGGCUCAGUGAGUCACAGAACCUCCUUCAGAGAGGAAGCGCUUUUCUAGAGCAAGGACUGUGCAGCCCCCAGCCGCCUGCUCCCUCUGAGGGCAGGGUGCACCUCCACACAGGUGGCAAAGUUCAGCUGCCAAUAAACCAGGAGGAGAGAUUUGUGCUGAAGGGUCACUGUCGUUGUUCCCUUGCCCAGGCCGACUAGAUGAUUACAGGACUGGAAAUCUCACCAGAAAUGGGCAAAUGAACCUUUACAAACGGAUUUCAAGUUAAAAUGCUCAAAUCAGCAAGCCUAAAUUUGCAGCAGCAGGAGGAUCCUUGUUAUCACUGGUAUAUGUGGAGCAAAGAAAUCAGCAGCAAUAGUAAGCAAACGAGUUUAGAUGCUCCUUACAUGAUCCCCAUCACUAUACUAUGAGACACGUACAGUUAGCCCAAUUUGGAGAAAGCACCUUCAUCUGCUUUCUAUUUGGCACUAGCAGUGAAACAAGCAGUUACUUCUUCUGUUAACAUAUGGAAAGACUGUAUGUCAUGACUUCAGAAGGAACUCUCCUGCCCUCCUUUCUUUUUUGUCUUCUCAUAAUAUUUCCAAAGCACUUGAACAUACAGUCGCCACGGUUGUGUUUUCAAUUUGAGACAUAAUACGUAUGUAGUUUUUGCCACAGAGCAGGCAAAGCCAAAUUAAAUUACUUUCCAUCUGAUGUUAGUAAGGCCUUCCUUGUGUAGAAAUUUCAGGGGGAAAAAAACCAACAGAUUUUGAUAACCUAUCAGAUGCUGUUUAAUAGGUAUGUUCAGUUUUAUACCUUCUCAUUUCGCAAACAGCUCUAUUGCAGAAAGGAGCUCAGAAAUAAUGACCUGGCACUGACUUUACCUUUGUUUAUUUUUUAUCCACGUAUUCUUAGGCAAGCUCUUGCCAUAAAGUCAAGCAAAAGCAAGGGCUUUCUCUGCUUGAUAGCACAGCAGAGAAAAAUAAAUAAAUCUUAUAUUUGAGACAUAAAUGUACUGCGUAAAGCUGGAUACAUUUGAAGAGUCAAAAGCAGUGGCAUUUCCCUAAGUAAAUGGCCCUUCUCUUGAAUAUUAACUUAUUUUUUCAAAGCUGGUGUUUAUAUACUUUCCUUGCCACAACGGCCACAUAAAUAUCAAGGAAACAAAAGAAAACAAACACACAAAAAGGUAUAAGCAGUAUAUAAGGAUAAGAGCACCAACUGCUGUACAGUAUUAUUUUCCAUUACCUCACUGUAUCACACAGCAUAACACCGACAUGAUACCCUAGAACAAGUCAAUACUGUAAAGUUUAUCCUUGUUCAGAUGGUUGUCAUGACCACAAUUCAAUAAGGAGGGAAAAUUAGAUCCCAGGCCAUUUUCUUUGUAUUGUUACAGCAUGGGAACAGUGAGAAAGCUCACCUGGGUUCUUCCAAUCUUAAAUCAAGAUAAAUACAGUACGUCUAUUCUUACAUAAGCAUUAUAAUUAGUGAGACAAUUCACCUAUGUGCAUUGGUUACGUCUUGACUCAGAAAAGAAUCUUCAAUUUAUAAAUCUAAAGAAUAGGCAAGCGAUUUUUUAAGAUAUCAAGCGCUUUAUAUUGUCUUAAAAUCAAGUAGCAGUUGUUAUCAUAAAAUUACAGCAAUUAUUCUAUCUUUAUUCUAAAGAUAUAAAAAUAGCACUGAAAAUAUUUAAAAAUAGACACCUGUAAAUAUUGUUCUAGAUGGGCAACAACAUGAAUACUUUUUUUCAUCUUCAUAUAACAACACCACCAAAGAAAAUAAAUUGAUGUUACUGGAUGUAUGUAGGCUGCUCUGAAAAUAAUGCCUCCUAUUUGUUUCCAUGGAAACUAUAACAGAUGCAGAAAGCACAAUAACACUGUUUGAUAGAGCAAAUUCUCAGCUACAAAAUGCUAUUUCAUAACAUAAUCACCAUCACUAGCUAUGCAUCCUUGCCAACAAACAAGAGCCUGCAUGACGCGCUUGUACAAACCGGCACCAGAGAUAACCCACUGUCACUGUUGCCACUGCUGCACUGUGCUCACACCCACUGUUUGGUCCUCAUAAACAUUCAGCAAAUGCAGUGAAUGUCAGUGGGUGCCAUUUUUUCUGCAUGGAGG